AUGUGCAACCGUGAUCAAGCUCAAAUGGAAACUAUUGAAAGUGGAAAUGGAAGCACUUCUGAAGUAUCAAGCAGAGAAGAGCAAUUUGACAUCAAUAGCUGGUUGCCCAUAACAGCUUCAAGGAAAGCAAAAUGGUGGUAUUCAGCUUUCCACAAUGUUACAGCUAUUCUUGGUGCAGGAAUACUUGGCUUACCAUUUGCCAUGUCACAACUUGGCUGGAUCCCUGGAAUUGCAAUGAUUGUGAUAUCUUGGUUGAUAACUUUUUAUUCAUUUUGGCAACUAAUCGAGUUACACGAAGCAGUUCCCGGCAAGCGAUUCGAUCGGUAUCAUGAAUUAGGGCAACAUUGUUUUGGACAAAGUCUUGGGUACUGGAUAAUAAUGCCUCAACAAAUGACUGUUCAGGUGGCUACCUCCAUUGUUUACACAGUCACAGGUGGAAAGUCAUUGAAGAAGUUCUUUGAUCUUCUUGUUCCAAGCAUGAGUAAUGUUAGACAAACAUAUUACAUCCUCUUCUUCACCUGUGUUCAAUUUUUCAUCUCCCAGACUCCCAACUUUAAUUCUUUGAAAUCAGUUUCCCUCCUUGCAGCUAUUAUGUCUUUUGGAUAUUCAAUGAUUGCCUUUGUUGCAUCUACAAUUAGAGGAAUUGAACAUCACAGAGAAGUUGUACAUGGAGUCAGAUCUCAUACAACAGCAGGGAAAAUAUUUGAUAGUUUGAAUGGAGUAGGAACAGUAGCCUUUGCUUUUGCAGGACACAGUGUGGCCUUAGAGAUUCAAGCCACAAUUCCAUCAACUCCAAACAAUACAUCAAAAAAGCCAAUGUGGAAAGGUGUUGUGGUGGCUUAUAUUAUUGUGGCCUUCUGCUAUUGCUCAGUUGCAAUUUCUGGGUUUUGGGCAUAUGGCGAUGCGGUUGAGGAUGAUGUCCUCAUCUCACUAGAAAAACCUCCUUGGCUCAUUGCUCUUGCCAAUCUUAUGGUGUUUGUCCAUGUCAUAGGAAGUUAUCAGGUGUUUAGUAUGCCAAUAUUCGACAUAAUUGAAUCCUGUUUGGUACAAAAGAUGCAUUUUACUCCUGGAAGACCUCUGCGAAUUGUUGCUCGGAGCACAUAUGUAGCUACAGCAGGAUUUAUCGCAAUGUGCAUUCCUUUUUUUGGAGGAUUAUUAGGGUUCUUUGGAGGCCUUGUGUUUUCAUCAACAUCAUAUUACAUGCCUUGCAUUAUGUGGCUAGUCACCCAAAAACCUCAAAGGUGGAGUUUUCAUUGGACUGCAUCAUGGAUCUCGAUCAUCUUUGGGGUCCUGCUUGCAACUCUUUCACCAACUGGUGGAUUUCGACAAAUUAUCAUAUCUGCCAAGACUUACAAAUUGUUUUCUUAAUACGCUAAGUAGAUUGGUUGCAUAUAUUUUUUAUCUUGUUGUUUGAAGGAACACUUCAGAAUUAGAAUUAGUAUUAGAAUGCAUAGUAUAUGUGAAACUGUGAUGGAAGCUAGGAUAGAUAUUAGCGGUUACUU
This is a messenger RNA of Ziziphus jujuba (common jujube), 1502 nucleotides long. RefSeq names its product lysine histidine transporter-like 5. Gene Ontology annotation, cellular component: plasma membrane. The coding region runs from base 1 to 1368 and encodes 455 amino acids. The record is from RefSeq and is a predicted model, not a curated record. The transcript has 8 exons. Lineage: Eukaryota; Viridiplantae; Streptophyta; Magnoliopsida; Rosales; Rhamnaceae.